AUGUUAGACCGUGUGCACGCACAGGAGGAGAGCGAGCGCAGCCUGCCCUGGUGCGGCGCGCGGCAGGCGUGCGCGGCGCUGGCGCGGCGCUACUGGCGCGCGCCCGCGCUCUUGCGCCUGUGCCGCUGCGCGCGCCGCCGACGCUGCGACGCGCGCGCGCCCGCCACUCGCCUCGUCGACCUCAAUAACCGCGCGCACUUACAAUUUUGCGAGCCCGUGACCGAUUGGCCAGAAUGUGCAUAUAACGAAUCACCGCUCACCGUUGAAACAUUGUAUGAACGGAUGAACCCAGAUGAGUUGGAAGAACAGCACCACCAGGGCAAGCAUUUAUACCCGCCAAAGAUAGUUCUAACUUGUCGUUGCCGGAACCCUAACUAUUGGAAAUUGAAUGAAGAGAGCGAUACGAGGCUCGUGUACCAGUGUGCGUCUCUGCCUGUGUGCAAGAGCGGGGACUACUGUGGUAAUGUGGACAGCGAUCUAUUAGCGCUAUACCAGUCAUGUCAAUGUCCACGCGGCCAUAUGUGCGUGCAUAGUGGCGGUGUACCGCGGUUGGACAUAUCCGAGCUAUUGUACCGAGGCAAAGGCUGGAGAGCGUACUGCCAGCCCAUCAGUGACGAUUAUAUUUAUGAGGAUUAU
This is a messenger RNA of Brenthis ino (lesser marbled fritillary), 636 nucleotides long. Lineage: Eukaryota; Metazoa; Arthropoda; Insecta; Lepidoptera; Nymphalidae. The record is from the annotation of a GenBank genome assembly.